Messenger RNA from Arvicanthis niloticus (Nile rat), 1897 nucleotides. NCBI's taxonomy places the organism in Eukaryota, Metazoa, Chordata, Mammalia, Rodentia, Muridae. The record is from RefSeq and is a predicted model, not a curated record.
UAUCCGAGGACCGCCCCUGCUGGCCCUGUGUCUUACUCAGGACACAGCUAGCUCGGGCGCGCCCAGUCUAAGAUUCCAGGCGCUGGUCGCUGGGUGGUCUCUGCUCCCCGGCUUGGCCCCAGUGCUGCGCGGCAGUCCCUGGUCGCUGACAAUGGAGGCGGCGCUGGCAGUGACCCGGCUGCCCCCGCACGACCCGAGGACGCCAGCACUAUCGGUGGUGGACAUGCACACAGGCGGCGAGCCUUUGCGCAUCGUGCACGCCGGGUGUCCGGAGGUGGCAGGGCCCACGUUGCUGGCCAAGCGGCGCUACAUGCGUCAACACCUCGACUACGUGCGUCGGCGGCUCGUGUUCGAGCCCCGCGGCCACCGGGACAUGUACGGGGCCAUCCUGGUGCCCAGCGAGCUUCCCGACGCGCACCUAGGCGUCCUGUUCCUACAUAACGAAGGCUACAGCUCCAUGUGCGGCCACGCGGUGCUGGCGCUGGGCCGCUUCGCGCUCGACUUUGAUCUGGUACCCGCUCCCCCAGAAGGCGCCCGGGAGGCCCGGGUCAACAUCCACUGCCCGUGUGGGCUGGUGACCGCCUUCGUGGAGUGUGAAGGUGGCCGCAGUUGCGGCCCUGUGCGCUUCCACAGCGUCCCAGCCUUUGUCCUGGCCUCAGACCUCACUGUGGAUGUUCCUGGACAUGGGAAAGUGGUGGUGGACAUUGCAUAUGGCGGGGCGUUUUAUGCAUUUGUUAGUGCAGAAAAAUUAGGACUUGACGUGUGUUCUUCGAAGGUGAGGGACCUUGUGGAUGCAGCGAGCACACUGACCAGAGCGGUGAAAGCACAGUUUAAAAUCAACCAUCCUGAGAGUGAAGACCUUGGUUUUCUGUACGGAACUAUCUUGACGGAUGGAAAAGAUGCUUACAAUGAGGAACCCACCACCAACAUCUGCGUGUUUGCUGAUGAACAGGUCGACAGAAGCCCCACAGGCUCAGGAGUGACAGCCAGAAUUGCUCUGCAGUAUCAUAAAGGACUUCUGCAGCUGAACCAGACCAGAGCCUUCAAAAGCAGCGCAACUGGCUCCGUGUUCACAGGCUGUGCUGUGAGGGAAGCAAAGUGUGGAGAUUUCAAAGCUGUCAUAGUGGAAGUUGCAGGACAAGCCCAUUACACAGGGACAGCAAACCUGACAGUGGAAGACGGUGACCCACUAAGGGAUGGCUUUCUUCUCAAGUGACUUUUUAAAAAUAAGUUUUAAAGGUUUUUAUUAGAAAGUAAUCACCUUUAAAUAAUGUUUUCUCUACAUUAUGUGCAAACUUUCUAAAACAGUACACUGUCUAAAUGUAAGGUACUAUACUUCCUGUUUGCCACCCUUUGGAGCAUAAAUGUCACUAAUGGGGCAAACAGAGUGCUGAGAAUUCAGACGCUUUUUAAUCAUUAGCAUACGUGCAAAAUUAAAACACAGUUACUUAAUCUGUGCUGUGGAAAUGACAAUACCUGUAAGUUUCUUUGAAUGCUAGCUUCAGCUAUAGACCACACAGUAGUAAAUGUUGUGUUUGUUAUUUUAAUGUUCCAGUUUGAAUAAAAUAAAGCCAUCCAUAAGCAUCAUGGUGGGUUAUUAUAGUGUUCUCAACACUUGGCAUUAAUAAUCUUGGAAGGAUCAAAGGGAGCCAGCUUCUGUGACAGACAUUGUUACAGCUGCUGCCGGGGUGUUGCUUUUACUAUAGAGCCCCCAUUCUGUGCCAACUGGUACCCAAGUGCCACAAAGUCACCAAGUAGUGCUGCAAAGACCAACUGGUAACCAGAUUUUUGCUAUCUCUUUAGAUGACGCUAUUUGGCUGGGGGGUGGUAUUUUGCUUGUGUUUUCAGUUGAUUGUUUUUCCUUUGGUUCAUUCACUGGUUCUACAACCUCAUGCAA